This is a messenger RNA of Chanos chanos (milkfish), 2208 nucleotides long. It is a transcript of the gene nxf1a, whose product is annotated as nuclear RNA export factor 1a. Bases 140 to 2002 code for a protein of 620 amino acids. The transcript is spliced from 21 exons. Gene Ontology annotation, biological process: poly(A)+ mRNA export from nucleus. Gene Ontology annotation, molecular function: RNA binding; protein binding. Gene Ontology annotation, cellular component: cytoplasm; nucleus. The record is from RefSeq and is a predicted model, not a curated record. Lineage: Eukaryota; Metazoa; Chordata; Actinopteri; Gonorynchiformes; Chanidae.
GUAGAUUCUGACAUUGUCGGUUCAAUCACAGUAAAAGCAAGCAUAUUUUACACGAACACAUCUGUAUAUUAUAUCCUUUUAAAGCGCCGUUAAGUGUCAGCCGAAACAUUUUCUCAAACUGACGCUGUUCAAUCUGAAUAUGGCGGCGGCGGACGAUAGCCGCUAUUACAAUGAGCAUGAUGACCGUGUUGGUGGUCAUCAGUUCCGUAACCACAGAAGCCGAGGGCCCUACCGAAGCCGGGCGCACAAUGCGCCGCCAAGACAGCGACACCGUAUGGGCCCCACAGGGCGGUUUGGCCCUGGACCCAGGGCCAGGUUUGAGGAUGAGGAUGGUGAUGUGGCUAUGAGCGAUAGCCCUUUUCAGGAUGGAUCUUCACAACGUCGAUUUAACCCGUAUGGACGACCGAACAGGAGACCAGAGGGCCGAUUUGAUCGUGAGAAAAAAGAUACCAGAGUUGGUGGUGGAGGAGGAGGAAAUGGAGGAAGAGCUAAAACCUGGUUCAAGAUGACGAUACCCCAUGGACGAAAGUAUGAUAAGAAAUGGCUGCUGACUGCUCUUCAGAACCUCUGCCCUCUGCCUUUCACUCCAGUACACUACUACACAGAAGGCCACAGAGUUCAGUUCUAUUUGGAAGAUGCUGCGACUGCUACUGCUCUGAGCAGAGUCUCACGCAAGAUUACUGACAACGAGGGAUACAAGGUGACAGUAUUCAUGAACCCCUGUGCUCCUCCAUCCUUUCUGCAGAAUGAUCUGAAACCCGAGGAUUUGGAAUACUUGAAGCAGUGUAUGGCCAAGCGUUUUGACGGUUCCCAGCAGUCCCUGGACUUGAACAGUAUUCGCACAGACCCAGACUUGAUCUCCCAGAACAUUGAGGUGAUUCUCAACAGAAAGAGCUGCAUGCAAGCCAUCUGUAAGAUCAUCGAGGAGAAUAUUCCGGAGUUGACGUCUCUAAACCUGAGCAAUAACAGGCUGUACAAGUUGGACGACUUAGCGGAGCUGGUGGCCAAAGCACCCAAUCUGAAAACACUCAACCUGUCUCAUAAUGAGUUGAAGUCAGAACGCGAAUUGGAUAAGGUGAAGGGAUUUAAGCUUGUGGAGCUAUGGUUGGACCGCAACCCUCUGUGUGACCACUUCAAGGAUCAACCCACCUACAUCAGUGCCGUGAGAGAGCGUUUCCCAAGGUUACUGAAACUGGAUGGUCAUGAUCUUCCCCCACCAAUUGGUUUUGACGUUGAAGCUGCCACGGCAAUCCCACCCUGCAAGGGCAGUUAUUAUGUCUCGGACGAAAUCAAGAGCCUGAUCUUACGCUUUUUGCAACAGUACUACACUGUGUAUGAUUCAGGAGACAGACAGCCUUUACUGGACGCCUAUCACGAUGGAGCCUGUUUUUCACUCAGCAUGCCUUUUACCAUGCAAAAUCCUGCCAGGUGCAGUUUGGGCGAGUAUCACAAAGACAGCCGGAACAUUAAGAAACUCAAAGAUCCCACUUCACGGUUCCGUUUGCUGAAGCACACUCGCCUAAAUGUUGUCGCCUUCCUGAACGAACUACCCAAGACUCAACACGACACUGCCUCCUUUAACAUUGAUGUCAACACGUACACUAAUACAUUGCUGUCCUUCACAGUCAGUGGAGUAUUCAAAGAAGUUGAUGGCAAAUCAAGAGAUUCUGUUAGGGCAUUUUCACGUGUGUUUAUCACAGUCCCUGCUGGGAACUCUGGUCUUUGUAUUGUAAACGACGAGCUUUUUGUGAGGAACGCUACAACUGAGGAGAUCAGACGGGCUUUCGCUGCUCCUGCCCCGACUCCGUCCAGCAGUCCUGUACCCACCCUAUCAGCGUCUCAGCAGGAUAUGCUCUCCGCAUUCUCUCUCAAGUCUGGCAUGAACCUUGAAUGGUCCCAGAAGUGUCUGCAGGACAAUGAAUGGGAUUUCAAUCGAGCAGCACAGAUCUUUACAGAGCUGAAGGCACAAGGGAAGAUCCCGGACGUGGCUUUCAUAAAGUGAAGAAUGUUCAAUAAAGUUUAUUGUUUAGAAAAUACUAAUCUUUUGCUGUGGAAGAACCAAGCUGCACAUCUUUUUUAUAUGGAUUUUAUUUUUGUUUUGUUAUAGACAUAUUCCUGUUCCUUUGUUUAAAUAGAUGUACACUACCACAGGAUUUGCUAAACAUUUGUAUCAUUGAAACACUGUUUUUGUUUUAAUUAUUUCAUUUA